Rhagoletis zephyria (snowberry fruit fly) is the source of this 3614-nucleotide messenger RNA. RefSeq names its product L-threonine dehydratase catabolic TdcB-like. Lineage: Eukaryota; Metazoa; Arthropoda; Insecta; Diptera; Tephritidae. Gene Ontology annotation, biological process: L-threonine catabolic process; L-serine catabolic process. Gene Ontology annotation, molecular function: L-serine ammonia-lyase activity; threonine deaminase activity. The record is from RefSeq and is a predicted model, not a curated record.
AGGGCGUUUUCCACCAACAAGGCGGACCCUCCUGCAUCUAGCUUCUGCCACCGUAUACCUUAGUAACCGCGGAGGUGGCUCCACCUCGUCCUUGUGCGCCAUAUAAGCGGAGAUCAACCAGAGUUCUCCGGUCGCACCCUGCAGGCUCACCGUCACAAUGUCUCCAUCGCUGAAGAGGCAAAAUAAAAGCAUUUAGUUCCUUCCUGAUAAGCAUGCAGGAUCGAGGUCUACCUGCGUCCCGUUGCACCAUCAACUUGUAGUCCUUCGUCCAUUUACCAGAAACCGUAUUGCUCAGCCACGGCUCCUGGAUGUAGUCCUGACAUCGACUCCACCUUUCUCAAUGUGGAUUUAAAGGUUUGCUGACGCCGCUUUAGAGUGCUGAAGAUUGAUCUGUCAUCUACUAGUAAAGCACAAAAUGAGCAUUAGGUUGUAAGUUGCAAAAUAACGUGUAUGACAUUGGUCAUGAUGACAAUUUUGGUACUAAAAGCUGAAAGAAAACAUUGAUUACCUGGUAAGGUGCUUGCUUACCUAUUUUCCCAGAGGAAUAGAGGUCGCUUAAAUACAUCCUUCGGUGCUUCGGCAAAAUAAUUAUUUUUUUUUUAACUGGAAUAAUUAAAAACCUUUUCUACCGAAAAUUAAUUGAUUUUUGCAGAGCUUUCGUUUACUGACAUUAGGGUGGUACGUUAAGGUCAUAAGGCCAUUUUUCCUCUUCACCUUGUCGAAUUCUAAAGUACAUACAAAUGGGUAUUUCCAAACUGGAGUGACAAAAUGUUGAAAAAAAAAAACAAUUUAUUAAGUUUUUCUGGAUUUGCAUAGCAAUUAAAUGUCCCCUUAUUCAGUAAAAAAAUACAACUAUAGGUAGUAGCGAUUUAAAGAUAUUAAUAAACAUACGCACUGGCGUGACGUCUCGAAAAACAGAAGUGCAUUUUGACUUGUAUAAAAGUUGUUGUAGUAUUUAUUAUUGGAAGUUUCUAAGUCUAAUUUUCCAAGCUUUUAAAUGUAGAAAUCUCUCUGCUGUGUGUUUAAUUAGUUAUAUUAGCUAAUGUGACGUUACCUGGCGUUAUGUUACUAAAAUUCCCAUUGAAAAAGUUUUGUUAAUAUUGUUCUUGAAACAAUUUUUAACGGGAAGAGAAAAUGCAUCUUAUGUCGAACGUACUUUUUAUUUUGACAUCAGCGGCUCCAUUGUUUGCAGAUCUGUUUUUUACUACGUUAAACUAAACAUGCCAAAUGUGAAACAAGGCAUACAUAGCUUAAAUACGGUUUUUCCAAAUAACUCGACCCUGGCGCCACCUAACGAGACCCCUUUUGGCAAAAAUGUUCCUGCUUACUUAACUAAUAUAUAUAUUAUAAAAAUCAGCUAAAUCGACCUAUAAAUAAGUUAGAUAUAGGACUUUUAUAUUUUUUCGAUAGACUUUUCGCUGGAAUUGCCCAUAUGUGGUACAAUACCAGAUUGCUGAAACGAAGUUGACGCAGAUUUGAUUAGAUUUAAGCUAUCAUUUGUCGAUUACGAGUUUGAUAUUUCGCAAUCAUUUCGUCUGGUCUAUGCACUAUUCGUUAUGACAACGAUGUGUGGAAAAGAUAAGCUCUUAAAAUUAUAUAUAUACAUGUAUAAAUAAAUUUCAUCCAAGAUGACUGAAUACCCAUAGUUUAUAUCGUUACCAAUGCACCUGGUAUCGAGACUGCUACAAGUAAAUAGUAACGAUUUUUGCUUAUAAAAGUCGUUAGUUGAAUAUUUUUUUUGGUUUAUACAUAUGAAUGCGGAUUUUAGUAAUUUGGUAUUCGGCACUCCUUCAAUAUAGACGGAAAACUGAUCAUAUUAAAAUUGGAAAUUCCAUCACUAAAAUUUCGCUUUUCAAAGAUAUUUUAUAUUUUUAUCAUGAUUUUUCUUAUUUAUUUUGUUAAAUUGUACAAAUUGUAUACAUAUGUAACUAGUUAAAUCUUAAACAAUAUUUAGACAAGAAAGUUUUCAGGCGUAGUUUUAGUACAAUGGAUGAUGACAUAAUCGAUGUAAACUGUAAUCCAAAAAAACCACGUGAUAUAAAUCUUGAACAUAUCACCACGGCCGAUUUACUUUUAAAGGGAGAAGUGGUGAAGACGCCAUGCACGGUAUUGAAUUCCGAUAUGCAUAGUUACUUGUAUAGAAAGUUUUACGUUCAAAUUCUCUUCCAGCGUGCUGCAAAUUCUCCUGCUUAUAAUAUGGAUUUGUAUUUCAAGAAAGAAUUCAUGCAAGUAACAGGUAGUUUCAAAGAACGUGGCGCACGUUUUGCCUUACUUCUACUAUCCGAUAGGCAGAAGGAAAUUGGCGUUGUUUCAGCCUCAACCGGAAAUCAUGCUUUGGCCAUAAGUUAUCAUGGAAAUCAACUAAAUAUACCUGUUACUGUGGUAAUGCCCACCUGCACUUCCCGUUGGAAAAUCGAAAAAUGCCGCUCAUAUAAAGCAACUGUCAUUAUCGAAGGUCGCGACAUUGCCGAGUCCAGAAUAGUCGCAUUGGUCUUGGCCAAGGAGCGUCAAUUGGAAUAUAUUAAUGGCUACGAUCAUCCACAUGUUAUUGCUGGUUGUGGCACCAUUGGAUUUGAGGUUCUAAAUCAAGUACCAAAAAUCGAUGCUAUAGUUGUGCCAAUAGGUGGCGGCGGACUUAUAGCAGGUAUGGCCUUAACCGUUAAGAUGGCAUCACCAAAUACGAAGAUUAUUGGCGUGGAGCUAGAAAAAUGUCCCAGCUUUACGCGUGCUCUGGAGAAUAAGUCACCAAUUUAUACGGCACCAAAUAGCUCAGUGGCUGAGGGUUUACUGGUGCCAACAAUGGGUUGUAAUGCCUUCCCUAUGGCAUACACAUUAAUCGACAAGUUAGUGGUGGUACGCGAGUCUUGGAUAACUCUAGCCAUGCUACGGCUGGUUGAAGAAGAAGGGUGUAUAGUCGAAGGUGCUGCUGCCGUGGGCUUGGCAGCAAUAUUGGCGGGACAAUUGAAUGAGUUGCAAAUGAAAAGAGUCGUGGUUCUACUUACUGGCUGUAACACGGAUGUGGUGUCCUUCGGAAGAGCUCUAGAACGUGGCUUGUUCGCAGAGCGUCGUUUAUUGCAGGCUGAUAGUGAUGAAAGUGAGCGCCAAGGCGGCUUACUCGGACUUUUGGAAAAACUUUCGAAACAUGGUUUAGCAGUUAAUGAUUUAUUGUCCGAGACUGUCUGGUUAAAGUUAGCCUACAAGAUGGAAGUGGAUAGACGCAAUAUGCCGUCCCACAAUUUAUUAUCUCUGGCUGUAUUGACAAAGAAGCUGGAAGAUUCUUCACUGAAAACAACAAACCAACAAAUUAUGCCAAAUGAGAGCAAAGAAAACCCCAAAACAGAAAGUCUAGAUGAGCCAAAGAAAGGUGUACAAAAGGCUUUAGAAAAAAGAGCAGAAGAAGAGAAACCAAAACGGUUAUCCGAACAGUCGCCACAACGAACAAGAUAUGGAAUUCUCGAAAAGGCACGACAGGAGCCCCCAUCUGUAUAUAAGCAUAAAAAGUUAUCAAUGCUGAAACGAGUGGCAUCAUCAAAAAAGCAUCCAGUAUAAUGUCCGAAUAAUUUAUGUACAACUUUUAAUAGGAAAUAAAACACACAUGUUUGUUAGGUUUUUUU